AUGACAGCGGAGUUUGACAGUGCUGGGCCUGGGCCUGAUGGUGCUUGGUCAUAUUUUGCCAACGAAGAAGGCAGACUCUCACUGAAUAGGAGUGAGGUUGCGGCAUUGGGUGAUAUAGGCGGUUCGUUUUGGGCAUCGCGCGACUGGUAUAUUGUUCAUUGCCUAUUUUCCUGGCAAAAAUACCAUCGUAUGCGGCGCACCAAGAUCAUCAUGGAGGAACGCUUUGACAUUCUGCACCAUGUCAAGCACUGCGGUCGGCUAAUACGCAAUCCAACGCCGGAUCACAUUUUCCUCAUUGAGGUUCUGGUGACCAUGAACUCAAGAAAAGAUGUCUGA
Messenger RNA from Trichoderma virens Gv29-8, 336 nucleotides. RefSeq lists its product as uncharacterized. The record is from RefSeq and is a predicted model, not a curated record. NCBI's taxonomy places the organism in Eukaryota, Fungi, Ascomycota, Sordariomycetes, Hypocreales, Hypocreaceae. The transcript has a single exon. The coding region runs from base 1 to 336 and encodes 111 amino acids.